Messenger RNA from Candida tropicalis MYA-3404, 2097 nucleotides. RefSeq lists its product as uncharacterized. The record is from RefSeq and is a predicted model, not a curated record. Gene Ontology annotation, cellular component: nucleus; precatalytic spliceosome; U2-type catalytic step 2 spliceosome. The transcript has a single exon. Gene Ontology annotation, molecular function: protein binding. NCBI's taxonomy places the organism in Eukaryota, Fungi, Ascomycota, Pichiomycetes, Serinales, Debaryomycetaceae. Gene Ontology annotation, biological process: mRNA splicing, via spliceosome; spliceosomal complex assembly. The coding region runs from base 1 to 2097 and encodes 698 amino acids.
AUGGAAGAUCAAGAUACAAGGGAUCAAGUGACAAGUAAAGAGAUUCUUGAUGUUGCUUUUGAAAAGGGCAAGUCUACUUUCACGACACCAAGACAAACAAUUCAGGAUAUCGAAGAGUUAAAUUCUUACCAGCAGACCAAGAGAAGAGAAUUCGAACAACAUAUCCAUAAGAAUAGACUAAAUUUAAAACAAUGGAUACGAUACGCCAAAUGGGAGGUGGAAAAUAACCACGAUUUUGCUCGUGCUAGAUCCAUUUUUGAAAGAGCAUUAGAUGUCAAUAUUGAGCAUAUCCCAUUUUGGGUACAAUAUAUUGAACUUGAAUUAGCACAUAAGAACAUAAACCAUGCUAGAAAUUUGCUAGAUAGAGCCGUUAAAACACUUCCCAGAGUCAAUAAACUAUGGUUUCUUUACGUGUUGACUGAAGAAAUGUUAAAGAACUAUCAAAUGGUUAGGUCUGUAUUUGAAAAAUGGCUCGAAUGGCAUCCUGACGUGUCUGCAUGGGAUGCAUACAUUAGUUUUGAAGCAAGAUAUGAAGAAAUUGACAAUGUAAGAAGUAUUUUCAAGAGAUAUUUGGCAGAAUUCCCGGAAGGUACCACCUGGUGCAAAUGGCUCGAUUAUGAGAUUGAAAAUAACGAAAAGGAUAUACCCACCAUAAGGGCAGUAUUUGAAUCCGCAAUUGAUACAUUAUUAGUCGAGAACCCAGAAGAUGAAAAUAUUUUUGAUAUUGUUGUCCGAUGGUCAGAUUGGGAAGCUUCUUGUAAUGAAUCAGAUCGUGCACUUGAGAUUUACAAGAUAUUGCUUGAUGGAAAGAUAAAAAUCUCGUUGAAUCUUCGAAGCCGAUUACAAAUUGCAUUCAAUGAACUAAAAUCAAAAAUCACCAGGGGUACUAACACCAGUGGGACAAGUGAUCAAGGGAAGAAACAGAACCAGUACUUAUCAGCAAUCAAACAAAAUCCUAAUGAUUAUGAUUCGUGGUGGUUGUAUAUUAAAAGUUUAGAAAACAAUGGUGCUAAAUCUAUAAACGAGGUUAGAAAUUCUUUUAUCUCGGUAACUAGUAAUAAACCAACUGACACCUUCAAGUCUGGGGACUGGAGGAAAUAUAUUAUGUUUUGGAUAUGGUACGCUAUGUGGGAAGAGUUUGUCAAUGGGGAUAUAAACAGUUCUCGCCGAAUAUGGAACGACUGUUUGAAAAUUAUACCACACAGCCAGUUUUCAUUUGCCAAGAUUUGGAUUGGAUAUGCUGAAUUUGAAUUAAGGAAUAAUAGUGAAGGCGGUUUAACAAAGUUGCGUAAGAUAUUAGGUAAAGCAAUCGGUCAAACAAGUACACACGGACCAAAGACAAAGAUUUUCCGGUAUUACAUUGACUUUGAAAAGAAACUUGGAGAGUGGGAUCGUGUGCGCUUACUUUAUCAAAAAUGGCUAGAAGCUGCCAUAUCGACAGAUUCUCCAGCAGAGCAAAUUUUGCAGAGUUAUUUGGAGUUUGAAUCAUCUUUGGAGGAAUACGAUAGAUGCGAUCUAAUAUUAUCUGUGGCCAUUGAUUUGGCCAACAGUAAUGAAACUGGAGGAAGUUUAGAUAAGGAUACGGUGUUUGGUCUUUCGGUAGAGUUUUACAGGGAUGAAAUGAAAUAUGACAAGAUCCGCGAACUAUACAGAGCAUUAUUGGAGAACGAGCCAACUGCCAAUAACUGGAUCUCAUUUGCUUUAUUCGAGUCUUCUAUUCCAUCAGCAAAGCAAUUGGAUGAGUUUUUGCUUGGGAAUUCAGAAGAGUUUGAGGCGACAGUUGAUGAAGAACAGAUAUCAAAAACAAGAAAGCUUUUCACAGAAGCUGAAAGCUACUUCAAAGAAAAAAGAGACAACGAGUCCCGUUUGGCAGUUCUUGAAGCAUGGAAAGAGUACGAGGAGAUUAAUGGAACUGAUGACAGUCUUGCUGAAGUGGUUCGAAAGCUUCCUACUAGGGUGAAAAAGAGACGCACAGUUGACUUUAUCGAAGAAGAGUAUAUGGAAUACGUUUUCCCUGGCGAUGAAGAAGACCAAGCUCCAAAGGGAAUGAGUAAAUUCCUUGCCAAUGCUAAAAAAUGGGCAGCCACAUCAACAUGA